This is a messenger RNA of Somion occarium, 2238 nucleotides long. The record is from the annotation of a GenBank genome assembly. NCBI's taxonomy places the organism in Eukaryota, Fungi, Basidiomycota, Agaricomycetes, Polyporales, Cerrenaceae.
GGCGGAAGUGCAAGAUGUGGUUGCGGACGAAGAGAAGUGACUCUCAGAGAAGGAAGUCAUGAAGCUCCGGAAAUACGGACGUCCUUUGCCCGGCCACGUGGGAAACUGCAUUUGGAAGGUCCUUGAAAUUAUUGCAGACGCUUGACGCUUGAGCAGAACAUCUUGGACGGUAUCCUUCGGUAAGUCGAGGAGGAUGGCCAGCUUAAUAUCAUCCGUUGCUUGGGUGAAACGAGGUAUUGCAGUAGAACAACCGACAAAAUAUGUUCUCGACGAACAAGAGCUGGAGCGCGUCAGUGCACUUGCUCGAAUAGAGCUCGAAGAUGCCAAGAAGGAACUUGAGCGUGCACAGAAGGCUUCUGCGUCUAUGGGAAGAGGAGCUGAGGGCGAUGAAGCAGAUGAUGCCGAUGAGGAUGAAGAUGAAUGGGUAGAACGUUGAAGUGAAGAUGAGAUUGAAAACGUCAAGGAUACUGACGACAACGCGAUGGAUGAGGAUGUACCCAUGGAUGAGGAGCCUGCUCCUUCAAGCGAGGCAAUUGCCGGUAAGCCAGACGGCGAGGACCUCGCAAAAUACAAUUUGGACAAUUACGAUGAGGAGGACGAUAUGCCUGCGAUGGGUCCAUUCAGCAAUAUCAAAGGGCUAACAUACUACCGAAAUAACGACGAGGAUCCAUAUAUCACACUGAAGGAAGACGAAGAGGACAAUGAGCGUGAGGAGCUCCAGAUCCUUCCUUCCGACAACCUUCUUGUUGCCGCAAAAACUGAAGACGAGAUCUCACAACUGGAGAUAUAUGUCUAUGACGAGUCUGAAGACAACCUCUAUGUCCACCACGACCUUAUGCUCCCUUCUUUCCCCCUCUGCCUCGAAUGGCUCGACUUCCCACCUAUAUCCUCACCUACCGCAAAAACACCAGAUGGCCAACUAAGACAAUUUGGCAACUACAUCGCUGUGGGUACUCUGGAACCUGAAAUUGAAAUCUGGUCUUUGGAUGUUGUUGAGGCCAUGUAUCCGGAUAUGGUCCUUGGUCGUCCUGAUAAGACUGCCGCUCAUGUCCCUACACCGCUAGGUACGGGUAAGAAAAAGCGCAAGAAGACCAAGCAUCGUGAGGUUUCCGACGCGUACCACGUCGAUGCGGUGCUGUCAUUAUCAUGGAACAAAACACAUCGUAAUCUCCUGGCCAGUGCUUCUGCCGAUCGAACUGUCAAGCUAUGGGACCUCAGUCGCGAUCCUACAAUUAAUGGUGAAGGUGGCGAGGGAGAAGGGGCAUUGCGCAGCUUCUCAGUUCACAAGGAUAAAGUCCAGUCGGUUCAAUGGAAUGACAAGGAGCCCACCGUGCUUUUGACCGGCAGUUACGAUCGAACCGUCAGGACGUUCGACACAAGAGCGCCCGAGGCAGGUGUGGGUGCGCUUGUAGGUGCAGAUGUCGAGGCUCUCCGCUGGGACCCAUGGGAAGCACACUCAUUCUAUGUUUCGUUGGAGAACGGCAUCGUGCUCAACUUCGAUGCACGAACGCUUCCCACAAACGCUGCAACUCCUUCGCCUGCACGAUUCACCCUGUCUGCUCACGACGGCGCUGUCUCAGCCUUAGACGUGAAUCCUCAUAUACCUGGAUGCAUCGCUACUGGUGGCACAGACAAAGUUGUCAAGAUCUGGAAUAUCGUUGAAGAUGCAGACUUUAAAAAGCGUCAAGUCAGCCUGGUCACUUCAAGAGACCUUGGAGUGGGCAAGGUAUUCUCAGUCGCCUGGUCACCGGAUGACCCUCUCACUCUUGCUGCGGCCGGUUCGAAGGCGAAGUUACAAGUUUGGGAAGUCGGUGCAAAUGCCGGUGCCCGAAAAGUUCUCGGCCCCAAGGCUGCUGCUGCGGGACGCAUGGUCAAGGAGAAGCAGAGCGGCGGUGUCAUUGGUGUUGCCACGGACGAUGAGGAUAGUAGUGGCGAUGAGGCCGGGCAUGAAUGAGGGCUUUGCAUGAUGUAGCUAGAUCUUUGACUCACUUGGUUCAUAUGCAACUUGACAUCUAGGCUUAGCUUAGCCUCUAUAAGGAAAGAUAGUCAUUCCCCGAAGCGAAUAUCGAGCUGCUGAACAUGGUUGGAUCAUAGAUUGUACGCCCACAACGGCGACCUCUACUGUAACUAGCAACCUUUUGUAAGCUCGUUACAAACGUUUGUUACUUGUUUUGUAUGUGCAGUAUGUAUAAACUUUCAGGCAGUGCACUUCCCGCGCGCGUCUCAUCUUGCCCUAAG